AUGUUAAUAGCAAAAUUUGAAUGGCUGGUAUGGCAACUGUAUGUUGUUGGCUUGUUGCAGCCUUUUUUUCCAACAAAUAAUUCUUAUGAAUCACAAAAGUUAUCUGAAAAUACAAAUACUACUUAUCAGUGUGAUGGAAAAAACCAAAAAGAGGAAAGUAACACUUAUCUGGUGAUUGGUCAAUCUGUACAAGAUGAUGCAAAAUUUAUGAACCGUCAACAUGAAUUCUUUUCAGCCAACACCGGGGAUACUUCUGAUAACAAGUCUAUGGAGCAUGAUACCGUUUUAAAUUCUAUAAGCAACGCACAGUCAGACACGAAUCCCACAUGGAAACCAAAAUCAAUGUUUCAAAAAGAAAGUUCUCCAUUUCCCACAAGUAUUUCCUCCCAUUCCAAUCCUAAAAGUCAGAACUCAGAAGCUCAUCAAUGGUCGGAUAACACCACCUAUACUUGUGAUCAAAAUAAAAAUGAUCAAAGUAAUAUUGAUUGUUCUAUGCAUGAAUCUCCAUCUAAUGGUCAAAGUUGUGGUACUAGCUUUUACCAUGAUGCAGAAAAUCGCAACACUAGUGGUGUGUGUGAAGGCACAGGCAGCAGGAGUGAUGGAAAUGCCCUUCUAUCUGUUGUACGCAAGAAUCAUCUUGAAAGUUCUAUCAGUAAUGAUCACUAUGGCGAGCUUAGAGGCGCAAAUUCUCACUGCACCAGCCAUAGAGAAGCAACUCUAACAACGUUUCGACUGAAGCGAAAAGACAUAUGUUAUGACAAAAAGGUACUGCAACCACCGCGCUUUCACUGCUUCACAAAAUCAGACAAUGGUUGA
Vicia villosa (hairy vetch) is the source of this 816-nucleotide messenger RNA. RefSeq lists its product as uncharacterized. The record is from RefSeq and is a predicted model, not a curated record. The transcript is spliced from 2 exons. Lineage: Eukaryota; Viridiplantae; Streptophyta; Magnoliopsida; Fabales; Fabaceae. The coding region runs from base 1 to 816 and encodes 271 amino acids.